Penicillium bovifimosum is the source of this 900-nucleotide messenger RNA. RefSeq lists its product as uncharacterized. The coding region runs from base 1 to 900 and encodes 299 amino acids. The record is from RefSeq and is a predicted model, not a curated record. The transcript has a single exon. NCBI's taxonomy places the organism in Eukaryota, Fungi, Ascomycota, Eurotiomycetes, Eurotiales, Aspergillaceae.
AUGAAUACCAACGACUCGGAUUCGGCGGCUGAAGUCUUGGCCGACCUUGCCGGCCUAGAUCUGGGGGCCAGUGAUUCGCACGCUGAGGCCGACCUCGUCGACGAGACCCGCCUCGCCAGCGGCGGUCGUUCCAGCAACAGUUGGGCCAGCAACCCGGACACCACGGCAAACCGUAGCAACGCGGCCCGCGGUCAGACCAGCAGUUCAAAUGCCCGAACAGCAGGUGGCAACGUGGCUCACAUCCUCGACAAUGAGGGAAGCCUCUCUUAUGUCGAUAUCCCCACUGACGAGGAUGAUAUGGAGACUGCUGCAAAUAAGAUGGAGACCAUCGCAGAGAUGAUCGUUACUAGGCACAAACUGCACAUCAGUGAUAGACCCACACGUGUCAUCGCCAAGCAAAGAGCAAGGCAGCAUUCCAGAGACCGCAUGAAGCCGGAGGAGCUCAACAUGUGGGAAGCAUGGAUCGAGCACCGCUUCCAAGUCCGAUCGUUUCCGUGGAACAUGGAGCUACCCUUCGCCGAUCACGCCAUGGAAAGCCUUAGAGGGUAUGCCCUUGCGAUGGACACAGUUUGGGGGCAUAAGAAUGCCACACCCGGCAAUGCUGCAUGGUGCCUCCAGCAUAUGAGACAAGUUGUUCCUCUUCUCAAGGCGGUCAUAAAGGCGCGGACAGCUGAGGAGUAUAUCCUGCGAUAUGGCCUAGAUCUGCAGGUUCAAGGGCCGCAGAAGUAUGAAAUGGAAACCAUGUGGGUGAUUCACGAAGCUGGUGAGAGGUGUCUGGUACGUGCGGGUGAUUGGCACAGACAAGCCGAUACGAUCUGUUCGGCCCUGGCGGUCAUCCGAAAUCGCGUGCAUCAGAUCAUCCGGCCGGCAGGUUGGUGGGAUGAUUAUGAGACCGAGUGA